UGUCUGUUGUUGAACGCUGUUCCGAUUCUUAGGUCCGGAACCAAUUGAUACUCGCAAUGAUUCUUUUGAUGAAUCGAUACGCUGACCUCGUCUCGUUCUUCUCGCAGGUACGCUGGAUUAGGGUCAGGGCGACUCACGCCCCGAUCAAUGCCGGCAUGAGGCUGCUACUCGGUGUCUGCGUGACACUGUUCUGCAGUGUAGUCGCUGAUUUUCCAGCGGAAAACUCAAUUUCUAGCACUACCGCGAACUUCUUGAGAUGCGAGCAGGGGAAGAAGCAGAUCACCAUCGAAGAUCUCUGCAACGAUAGAAAGGAUUGCGCGGAUAAUUGGGAUGAAGCUCUCUGCGACUGCACUGAUAGGGUACGCCCAUGCUCCAUUGGCAAGUGCCGCAAAGAUCCCCACAUCGGAUCUUCAACAUGUCAGAAAUGCGAUCAUGGAUACGAACACGACGGGGAGCAAUGUCGUGACAUCAACGAAUGUGAGACUUCAGCGCCAUGCGAAGGACGCGAAUCAUGCGUCAACUUCCACGGUGGCCAUACGUGCAUCUCUUGCCCAAAGGGUUUCGAGGCGAAAAUGCACAAUGAAAGAUAUUACGGUUUCGUCAGCAAGCCGUCGAAUUUCUUCCUACGAAAGCUAUUCCUCUGCGACGACAUGAAUGACUGCGCUAUCCAGGAUCAUUGCGCAAACAGAGGCUACUGCGUCAACAAGGUCGGGGGUUUCUCAUGCGUCUGUCCACCUCAUCACGAGCCUAAAGGGGGCGUUUGUAGGGCCGUCAGCAGCGAAGCACCGAGGAUCGUCAUCGCGGAGAAGACUUCACUGUUCAUCCACGAUUUGCGCUCGUCGAAGCUCAUCGAAACCGUCAAGGUCAAGCACGCCAUCGUCGAUAUCAUCGCAUACAAGAACUCGGUUUUCUACGCGUUCGCAAGAGAGAUUUGGGAAUACACAUUCGAUACAAAGUCGCAUUCGCUCGUGGUAGAGUUCGAGGAAGAAGACCUGACACUGAUGUCGAUUCGGAAAUUGGCGCUCGACUGGGAUCUCAAACGACUCUAUUUCCUCACUGGGAACUCGAUUCACUUCGUCAACAUGUUCGGACAGGGAGGUCCCGUACUUCACCAUAAAGAUACCAUCACCAGUAUAGCAGUGGACGCCGUGGCCCGCUAUUUAUUCUACAGCGAGCGGAAUUUGGUGCACCGAAUCCAUCUCGAUGGUUUUCCGGACUCAAAAAAAACAAUUUUCGCUGCUCUCCCAGAAGUCGAGCACGAGAACACGCCCACAGGUCAAGCUUUGGUUGCGGAUCCGAAUCUCCAGAGACUCUAUUUUAUCAAUGAUAGAGUUCUCUACAGUUUUGACUACGAAGGCGAACUCGCCCGAGUUGUCUCGACGCUCGCCCCAUACGCUCGCAUAGAGCCAUUCGAGGAUCGUAUCUAUGGAGUGUAUCGUGCCAGUGCCGUUAAUCCAGUGAGCCUUCCUCGGAUCGGAUACUCUAUCGGAAAGAGAGUUCGAAACGCCACGACACUCAACUUCAACAACGUCGAGAAGGCGGCAGCUCUGACCGUCGUGAGCGUUGCCAAGUUCCCCGAGAGCGUCGGAUUGGGUCAGCCAUGCAAGCGGAAAGAUGCAUGUUCUUCGGAUUGGUGCUUCCAUCUACCGAUGCCCUUCGAGCGAAGAUGUGCAUGUACUCCCGGCGCCACCGAAAAUUGCACAAAAAUCGCAAUCCGUAGCUUCCGACCCGAGAACUCGGUCGCUGCCGAGAUCAACCACGCGGGCCUGCUACCGGCACCCAUGGAGCUUCUUGCUGUACAGCUAUUAUUGGUACUCGUCUCCACGAUUGGGCGCAGUGUUUGAUUCGGCUCGGAUUGUCAUAAUCACCGCUCGUUCCUGUACAUAAUAUGUAUAUAAAAAUCACCAGUCCUGAGAUUUUAAGAAUGACAUGAAUAAACAACUUGUUACAAA
This is a messenger RNA of Galendromus occidentalis (western predatory mite), 1952 nucleotides long. RefSeq names its product low-density lipoprotein receptor-related protein 1B. Bases 57 to 1844 code for a protein of 595 amino acids. The record is from RefSeq and is a predicted model, not a curated record. The transcript has 2 exons. Gene Ontology annotation, molecular function: calcium ion binding. Lineage: Eukaryota; Metazoa; Arthropoda; Arachnida; Mesostigmata; Phytoseiidae.